Messenger RNA from Lasiosphaeria miniovina, 576 nucleotides. RefSeq lists its product as uncharacterized. The record is from RefSeq and is a predicted model, not a curated record. The transcript has 3 exons. The coding region runs from base 1 to 576 and encodes 191 amino acids. NCBI's taxonomy places the organism in Eukaryota, Fungi, Ascomycota, Sordariomycetes, Sordariales, Lasiosphaeriaceae.
AUGGCGUCUCUUUGCACCGGGCUGCCCAGGAAUAGAGUUUGCGAGCCGCCCGCGCUCUCGUCAGAGGCAGAAAAGGGCGCAGAGGACGACUUGGCGCGGCUUGGUCUUAGGGCUUCCAUCCUGGACGUGGGCCGCUUAUCCGUCCAGCUCGAUUCUUGCAACACAUUGUGUCUCCGUUUCCGACCCGUGUACAUUGAGCCCGACGAGAAGGCGCGACCAGGUGUCGGGGGUUGUAUUGAUGUUCAGCCCAUCGUGGCUGCCAGCGUCGGCGUGAGGGCUUUCAGUUGGAAUGCGGCGGAUAAAUCGCAUGUGCUGGUGGCGAUGAGCCUGUGCCAUGGUCUGAUUUCCGUGUGCAGAAGUCAAGACCAGCAGCAGGAGACGCAGAGCUGGGCCAAGUUAAAAUUUGAAGGCCUCCAGGAGCUGCUCAAGAAUAAGUGGUGUACCUACGGCGACUAUUGGCACGAUAAUUUUGGGCAAGAGGAGACACGGAGGAGCGUUCGCGAAGCUCUAAAUCUGAGCGCUUCAGAGGUGGCUAUGAAACCCGGGAUGCUGACGGCUCGAGCGCAGGUGUCGUAG